AUGACACAAGAGUGGGACGCUUGGGGCGUGCGUGUGCCGCUCACCGUGCUGUGGGUGGACGACUGCCAGGUGGUCCAGGUCAAGACCGACGACAAGGAGGGGUACACCGCGCUGCAGCUGGGCUCCGGCUCCAAGCGGCCCAAGCAGCUGCGCGGCACGCUGCGAGGGCACUUCGACGCGGCAGGCGUGGCGCCCAAGCGCAGGCUGGCAGAGUUCCGUGUGUCGCCCGACGCCCUGCUGCCAGUAGGCCACGAGCUGCGUGCCUCCCACUUUGUGGCGGGCCAGUUUGUGGAUGUGACGGGCACCAGCAUCGGCAAGGGCUUCCAGGGCGUGAUGAAGCGCUGGGGCUUUGCCGGCCAGCCCGCAUCGCACGGCAACUCGCUGGCGCACCGCGCCGCUGGAUCCACGGGCGCCUGCCAGGACCCGGGCAAGGUGUUCAAGGGCAAGAAGAUGCCGGGUCGCAUGGGCGGCGAGCGCGUGACGGUGCAGAACAACCAGGUGUUCCGCGUCGACCCGCUGCGCAACCUGCUGUAUGUGCGGGGGCAUGUGCCGGGGCACAAGGGCAACUUUGUGCUGGUGCGGGACAGCGCCAAGAAGACGCUGGAGCAGCAGCCGCCGCUGCCGGUGCCCACGCUGCUGGAGGGGGAGGCGCGGGUGACGGUGGCGCCCCGCGCUGCCACCGACCCUUACGACUACAAGGAGUGA
Messenger RNA from Chlorella variabilis, 705 nucleotides. RefSeq lists its product as hypothetical. NCBI's taxonomy places the organism in Eukaryota, Viridiplantae, Chlorophyta, Trebouxiophyceae, Chlorellales, Chlorellaceae. Gene Ontology annotation, molecular function: structural constituent of ribosome. Gene Ontology annotation, biological process: translation. The record is from RefSeq and is a predicted model, not a curated record. The transcript is spliced from 4 exons. The coding region runs from base 1 to 705 and encodes 234 amino acids. Gene Ontology annotation, cellular component: mitochondrial large ribosomal subunit; ribosome.